This is a messenger RNA of Racocetra persica, 1417 nucleotides long. The record is from the annotation of a GenBank genome assembly. NCBI's taxonomy places the organism in Eukaryota, Fungi, Glomeromycota, Glomeromycetes, Diversisporales, Gigasporaceae.
AUUGGAACAUUACAACUUGAAUUCAGAAGAUUAAGCGAGUUGAGCAAAAACCCCAUAUAUUUGAAAAAGGCUCAGAAAGUAAUUGAUAUUCUUCAAAGGAAAAAUACUGAGCUACCUGGACUUUAUCCUGUUUAUAUCGAUCCAUCUACUGGUGAUUUCGCAACAAGCAGUGUACAUCAAUCUGAUUCUCAUAAAUUCUUAUUAUUUGCUUGGGUGACCUGGGGUGGAUUAGGUGAUAGUUUCUAUGAGUACCUAUUGAAACAACAUAUAAUGGUUCAAGGCAAAACUUCUCAAUAUAUUGAUAUGUGGAUGUCGGCAGUAAAAACAACUAAAAAAAAGUUGGUCUAUAUUGCAAAAAAAUUUCCUCAUCUCACUUAUUUGGCUCAAUGGAAAAAUGGAAAACCGUACUUCGAGAUGGGUCAUUUGGCAUGUUUUGCCGGAGGAAAUUUUCUUCUGGCUGGGAAAUUCCUCAAUAAUACUUCUCUGAUUAAGCUCGGUCUUAAAAUAACUACUACAUGCUAUAAUACCUACAUUGGAACUAAUACUAUGAUUGGUCCUGAAGUAUUUGGUUGGAUUUCACCGAAUGGUAUUGCUAGUAUGAAGAUUAAUCAAAAGCAAAAAGCAAUGUACGAAAAACAUGGUUAUUUUGUUACAGAACCAUCGUAUCGAUUAAGGCCAGAAGUUGUUGAGAGUAUUUUCUACGCAUACCGAGUCACUCACAACCCUAAAUAUCAGGAUUGGGCAUGGAACAUUUUUAAAUCUAUAAACAAAUUCUGUAAAACCUCUACUGGAUUUUCUGGUCUAAAUAAUGUUACUAAUCUAAUUCGUGACUGGAAUAAUUCACAAGAAAGUUUCUUUUUGGCAGAAACGCUAAAAUAUCUUUAUCUAACAUUUAGCAACACUGAUUUAAUUUCUUUAGAUGAGUGGGUAUUUAAUACUGAAGCACAUCCGCUUAGAUCGCUCGUCGUGCCUGAUAAGAACCAGUUUCAACACAUUCUUCGUUUAUUAAACACCAACGUCGAGGGCAAGAACAAAGUUAUGUUUGCCCUGACUGCCAUUAAGGGUGUUGGUCGUCGUUACUCUAAUCUUGUUUGCAAAAAGGCUGAUGUUGAUCUAAACAAGAGAGCUGGUGAAUUAACCAAUGAAGAAUUAGAACGUAUAGUUUUAAUUAUCCAAAAUCCCACACAGUACAAAAUUCCAAACUGGUUUUUGAACAGGCAAAAGGAUAUUGUUGAUGGAAAAUACUCUCAGGUCUUGGCUAAUGGAUUAGAAUCGAAAUUCCGUGAAGAUUUGGAAAGAUUAAAAAAAAUUAGAGCCCAUCGCGGUUUAAGACAUUUCUGGGGCUUGAGAGUACGUGGUCAACACACCAAAACUACUGGUAGACGUGGUAGAACAGUUGGUGUCUCUAAAAAGAAAG